GCAGAGCAGCGAGCGAGGGCGUCGGCCAUUUUGUGGCUGUUUCCUGUGGGACGCGGUGGUGGCGGUAGGGUCGGACGAGUGAGCGACUCUUCGGCUAGUUUUUCCUGCUUGUUUUCUCCUCCCUUUUUUUUUGUCGGUAGAGCGCAGUUAUGGGUCGCAAGAAGAAGAAGCAGCUGAAGCCGUGGUGCUGGUAUUGUAAUAGAGAUUUUGAUGAUGAGAAGAUCCUUAUACAGCACCAAAAAGCAAAGCAUUUUAAAUGUCAUAUAUGUCAUAAGAAAUUGUAUACAGGACCUGGCUUAGCUAUUCAUUGCAUGCAGGUGCAUAAAGAGACAAUAGAUGCAGUACCAAAUGCAAUACCUGGGAGAACAGACAUAGAGUUGGAAAUAUAUGGUAUGGAAGGUAUUCCAGAAAAAGACAUGGAUGAAAGAAGACGACUUCUUGAACAGAAAACACAAGCAGAGAGUCAAAAAAAGAAACAACAAGAGGAUUCUGAUGAAUAUGAUGAUGAUGACUCUGCAGCUUCAACUUCAUUUCAACCACAGCCUGUUCAACCUCAACAAGGUUAUAUCCCCCCAAUGGCACAACCAGGACUACCACCAGUUCCAGGAGCACCAGGAAUGCCUCCAGGCAUACCUCCAUUAAUGCCAGGUGUUCCUCCUCUGAUGCCAGGAAUGCCACCAGUUAUGCCAGGAAUGCCACCUGGAUUGCAUCAUCAGAGAAAAUACACCCAGUCAUUUUGCGGUGAAAACAUAAUGAUGCCAAUGGGUGGAAUGAUGCCACCUGGACCGGGAAUACCACCUCUGAUGCCUGGUAUGCCACCAGGUAUGCCCCCUCCUGUUCCACGUCCUGGAAUUCCUCCAAUGACUCAAGCACAGGCUGUUUCAGCGCCAGGUAUUCUUAACAGACCACCUGCACCAACAGCAACAGUUCCAGCUCCACAGCCUCCAGUUACUAAGCCUCUUUUCCCCAGUGCAGGACAGAUGGGGACACCUGUAACAAGCUCAAGUACAGCUUCAUCCAAUUCAGAAAGUCUGUCUGCGUCUUCUAAAGCUCUGUUUCCUAGCGCAGCACAAGCUCAGGCAGCUGUCCAAGGACCUGUUGGUACAGAUUUCAAGCCCUUAAAUAGUACGCCUGCAACAACUACAGAACCCCCGAAGCCUACAUUCCCUGCAUAUACACAGUCUACAGCUUCAACCACUAGUACAACAAAUAGCACUGCAGCUAAACCAGCAGCUUCAAUAACAAGUAAGCCUGCUACACUUACGACGACCAGUGCAACCAGUAAGUUGAUCCAUCCAGAUGAGGAUAUAUCGCUGGAAGAGAGAAGAGCACAGUUACCUAAAUAUCAACGUAAUCUUCCUCGACCAGGACAGGCUCCCAUUGGUAAUCCACCUGUUGGACCAAUUGGAGGUAUGAUGCCACCACAGCCAGGCAUCCCACAGCAACAAGGAAUGAGACCCCCAAUGCCGCCUCAUGGUCAGUAUGGUGGUCAUCAUCAAGGCAUGCCAGGUUAUCUUCCUGGUGCUAUGCCGCCGUAUGGGCAGGGACCGCCAAUGGUGCCCCCUUACCAAGGUGGGCCUCCUCGACCUCCGAUGGGAAUGAGACCUCCUGUAAUGUCGCAAGGUGGCCGUUACUGAUCUUACUUCAUCCAGUCUAAUAGGUUUGGAGAUUAAACCUUUUCUCAACUUGUGCUGUUUAUAUAGCCAAGCUUCCGUCAAUAAGGCUUCAUUGUGACUUUAACAAACAUUAUCUUCCCACAUACCAGGAACUAUUGGACAUUUAUUUUACAUGGGAAAAUUUAUUUGGAAUAAUAAAGCAGGAACUUUUCCUGAAGUUGCAAUUUAUACUGUAUGGCUUCUUUUUCAUGUUUCAUCUAGGUUUUUAGAAGUGAAGUAUAGUAAAUUUGGUUCGUUAUAUUGUGAAGGCGCUGGAAUUACAUGAACAUACCACCCUAAUAAAGGCAAGUUCUGUAAGCUUAUGUUGCUAUUUGUAAAGUUAUGCCUUCACAGCAUUUCAGAUGCUGUUGGACUUCAUGUCCCCAACCUAGCUUGGUGAGGGCUGUAACUGUCUUCAAGUACCUGUACAUUGGAAGUCAAUGUGUAACAAUAUUUAAUGUAUUUAGAGUUCCUCAUGUUUCAGGGUUUAAGAAAUCUGACCCACCAAGGUCAUGUGACUUUUCUGUACUGUUAAACUUCAUUGUAAUAAAAUGAGAGAAAAAUUUAUGCCUUUUUAUUCAUAACCCAGCUGUGGACCACUGCCUGAAAGGUUUGUACAGAUGCAUGCCACAGUAGAUGUCCACAUAAUAAAAUUCGUAGUUAUACCAA
Eubalaena glacialis (North Atlantic right whale) is the source of this 2324-nucleotide messenger RNA. It is a transcript of the gene ZNF207, whose product is annotated as zinc finger protein 207. The record is from RefSeq and is a predicted model, not a curated record. NCBI's taxonomy places the organism in Eukaryota, Metazoa, Chordata, Mammalia, Artiodactyla, Balaenidae. The coding region runs from base 150 to 1637 and encodes 495 amino acids. The transcript is spliced from 12 exons. Gene Ontology annotation, cellular component: nucleus.